This is a messenger RNA of Bathycoccus prasinos, 1122 nucleotides long. Its product is annotated as ABC transporter ATP-binding protein. The transcript has a single exon. Gene Ontology annotation, biological process: transmembrane transport. Gene Ontology annotation, cellular component: membrane; chloroplast envelope. Lineage: Eukaryota; Viridiplantae; Chlorophyta; Mamiellophyceae; Mamiellales; Bathycoccaceae. The record is from RefSeq and is a predicted model, not a curated record. The coding region runs from base 1 to 1122 and encodes 373 amino acids. Gene Ontology annotation, molecular function: ATP binding; ATPase-coupled transmembrane transporter activity; ATP hydrolysis activity.
AUGUUUACGACGUGUGCGACGCGCUUUUACACCAAAACGACGAGAAACGCAUCGCCUCCGUCCAAAGCCUCUGUGAACGCUUCCUUUCUUCCGUCGGUUCGGCCUUUGUCUUCCUCUAAAAGAACCAACAACAACAACAAAACCAUUCGUCGUCGUAACGGUAUGACACUGAACGCGUUUGGAGGAGGAAAAGGUUCACCUCCUAAAGAAGAAGAAGAAGAAGAAGCAAGGAAUGAAACGAUACAAACGAUGCGAGAAGAAGAACGAAUGAUGUUUUUACGAAUCGAAGACGUCUCGCACGUCCCACCGGGAUCGGCGAGACCGACCUUGACGAAAUGCUUCGUUGGAUUCCCGAAACAGGGUUUAGUGUUACUGGUGGGAAAAUCCGGAGCUGGGAAGAGCACUUUGUUACACUUAAUCGCCGGUCUAUCCGAACCAACCGAAGGCGGGAUUUAUAUUCUCGACGACGACGAGGACGAGGAGUAUGAAGAGGAGGAGGAAAAGGAAGGAGGAGGAAAAGCGACGUCAACGCAAAUGUUGCAAACGCGACGAAGAAGAAAAACGCACACGCCGGCGGCGGAGCGGACGAAAAAAGUCGGCCUGUGCUUCCAGUUCCCCGAGCGGCACUUUCUCGGGAGGACGAUUUUAGAAGAGCUGACGUUCGGGUGGCCGCAAAACGCGAGGUCGUUUCGGAUGCGGCGAGAGCUCGCGGAGACGACGAAGAGAGCGUUGAGAGCGGUUGAUAUGCAGGAGUAUCCGUUGGAGAGCGAGGUGAAGACGUUGUCGGGAGGGUAUAAGAGACGAUUGGCGUUGGCGUGUCAGUUGGCGAGAGACCCGAAGGUUUUGUGUUUGGACGAGCCGUUAGCUGGGUUGGAUUGGAAGUCGCGGUCGGACGUGGCGAAAGUUUUAGAAAAGUUAAAGAGAGAGAGGUUGAUCGUCGUCGUCACGCACGACGUGGAAGAGAUGAAACGCAUCGCCGAUUUCGCCUACCGAGUGAGAGAUAACGGGAAAGGAAUCGAAGAGGAAAUAGGUUUAGCCGAAGGAGGAGGAGGGCUUUCGUGGUUCGAAAAGGGAGAUGAAACUACCGCGGCUUUGAAGAGCGAGUUUGGCGAGUUUUUGUAG